AUGUCGCUUAUAAUUCCUGAGAAAUUCCAACACAUCCAUCGUGUGAUGAAUACAAAUAUCGAUGGUAAUAGAAAAGUACCAUUCGCUCUCACGGCCAUUAAGGGCGUUGGUAGGCGUUUUGCAUUUGUUGUUUGCCGUAAGGCAGAUAUUGAUAUUAAUCGUCGUGCUGGUGAAUUGUCAGAAGCAGAUUUGGAAAGAUUGCAGCAAGUAAUGUUAAAUCCGGACCAGUACAAAAUUCCCGAUUGGUUUUUAAAUAGACAAAAAGACGUCAAGGAUGGAAAAUACUCUCAGAUGUUAUCAACCUCACUUGAUAAUAAGCUUCGCGAAGAUUUGGAGCGUUUGAAGAAGAUUCGUUUGCAUAGAGGACUUCGUCAUUAUUGGGGUCUCCGUGUUCGUGGUCAGCACACUAAGACAACGGGCAGGAAAGGUCGUACUGUCGGUGUAUCAAAGAAGAAAGGAGGUUAA
This is a messenger RNA of Thelazia callipaeda (thelaziosis nematode), 465 nucleotides long. NCBI's taxonomy places the organism in Eukaryota, Metazoa, Nematoda, Chromadorea, Rhabditida, Thelaziidae. The record is from the annotation of a GenBank genome assembly.